AAUUCAUAACAGAAGUUAUCUCAUUGCACUUUUCCUAUAGAGCAGGUCUAGACCGUACUCUUUAUAAUAUCAUUUACAGAGACCCAACAAAUAACAUGAAAACAACAUUCAAACAAAGCAGCAAAUUAAAUAUUCAUUAAAGGUUUUGGAUUCUGUUAUCAAUAUCCACAUCAUAUAUGUAUGAUAUAUAUAAAAUACAGUGCAGAACAUAUAAUACAUAGUGCAUAAAUGAUUAAUCAAUUAGUUGAUCAACAGAAAAUAAACAAUUUUGAUAAUCAAUGACAUGUUUAAGUUGUUUAAGUUAUUUACAUUUUUGAUUAUUUUCCGACACUUUUUAGAUUAAAUGAAUAAUCAAUUAAUCAUAAAAAUAAUGAACACAUUAAUCGACGUUGAAAACUAGCAUUCAUUGCCCUAAAGUAAGAAUAGUAAGGGAAAUAGAAGUAUAUCGUGAUACAGUUAUAAUAUAUAACACAAUAUCUAUUUAUCUAUCUAGAUAUCAUCACUUUUUUGGCACGCAGCUAGAAGAACCCGAUUGGUCAACACCGUUAACGAUGCCUCCGAGGCCGCAGCUGUGAUUGGUUCAGGGUUCAUGAGCUCUACCAGUCCCACCCAACACACGCACACACGGAGAGAGAGAACCCAACAUGGCUGAAGCAGAGGCAAGCGAGUUAACUUCUGGUGGAAUUUUUCAGGAGAUCUUCACCUCCCCGUUGAAUCUCACCCUCCUCAGCCUCUGCUUGUUCCUCCUGUACAAAAUCUUCCGCGGAGACAAACCACCGGAGCUCGGCGAGGUGGAAAAACCGCUGCCUAAACUGAAAAAGAGAGAUUUUACCAAAGCUGAGUUGAAGCCCUACGAUGGACUUCAGAAUCCCAGGAUCCUCAUGGCUGUCAACGGGAAAGUGUUCGACGUGACCAGAGGAAAGAAGUUUUACGGGCCAGAGGGGCCGUACGGAGUGUUUGCAGGCAGAGAUGCAUCCAGAGGUCUAGCGACGUUCUGCCUGGAGAAGGAGGCCCUAAAAGACGAACACGACGACCUGUCCGACCUGAACGCCAUGCAGCAGGAGAGCCUCUCCGAGUGGGAGACUCAGUUCACCUUUAAGUAUGACUACGUCGGCAAGCUCCUGAAACCAGGAGAGGAGCCCACAGAGUACACAGAUGACGAGGAAGUAAAAGACAAAAAGGCGGACUAGAAAAUGAAGAGUGACCAGGAGGGAAAAUGAUGGAUGCCUUAAUGUUUGUUUGAAAUUUUGAUGCCUGUUGCCUCCUGUUAGGGCCAUCGCAAUCCUGGAUUUUAUACGCUGACUGAAUUCCAUUUAUCUCCCUUUAUCUUAUUUAAAGGUUAGAUGGCAUUAACAGUUAAAUAUACUGCAUUCUGAUGUAGAGCUGUGUAGUGUUGUUAGAGGUUAGACUAGUUACUGUAAACCUAAAAAUGGAUCCUUACAUUACUGUGGAGAAUCAAGAACGUUAUUGACUUAUUGAUGGACCAAUUCCAACAUCUACUGAUGGUUGUGUGUCCUGUAUGCUGAGGCUAGUUGGGCGUCUAAAGAAGGAGAUCAGCUUUGAUCAGCUCACCUCAAAAAUCAGUUUGGCUGCGAGAUUAUCCACAGCUCUGUUGUACACUUUGUUAAUAUCGCUGCUGAUGUAUUGCAGGUUGUACACAUUCCUUUCAUCCAAGGUUUGGCUCCACUUGCAUUGAAAUUAAUUAUCUCAGGAAGAAGUUUAAUUCAGAAUUUAAGAAAAAUAUAUUUAGGGUCUGGAGCCAGAGGGCAGAUUUAUAGUGAAAUUACAGUAUUUUUUAACCUGGGUCUUAUUCUCAUAAUUGCAUUCGUUCUGAUUAUGGGUCUUGCUAACUUUACACUCGCCACCUCUGUUAUAGAGAUUCAGGACACACAAAAACAAAAAAAUCAUCUAUCAAAGCAAGCAGCACAAGCCUCUUAAAGCUUUCCAAAUAAACUUUGAUUUUACAGAUAUAAUUUCAAACUCUUGUCUUUGAGCCCGACCAAAAGCUAGUUCGGUUAGCUGGCAAGUUUCCUCUGAAUAUGGAUCUCUUUACAGUUAGCUACAAUAGCUAAUCCAGGGGAUUCAUUUCUGUGUUUACUUUCGGUCAGACUCAGAAAAAAGCGUUUGAAAUGAUAAAUAAAAAAUGUAAAGCUUUAGUAGGCUUGCAUUGCCUACCAAAAAAUGUGUGAGUCGCAUUUUCUGAAUCUCUGCAACAGAUGUGGUGAGUGCAAAGUUAGCAUGACCCAUAGUCAGGAAGGACACAAUUAUGAAAAUACAACCCAGGCUGAAAAAUACUGGAGCUUACCUUCAAAGGUGGGGUAUGCGAUUCAAAUCCAAUACAUGUCUUUUUGUCAAAUUCAGCAAAUAUCCAAAUAUAAAACUCCGGUGUUUGUACACAGCCCUGGCUCUGUAAAUGGGAAACAAACAAAGUGGCUCGGACCGAGCCACACAACACUAUUCCAGCCAUUUCAGUCAUGAUUUGUGUGUCAGGUAACGUUAAAUGACUUGCCCGCAGACAUUCAGCUUAAUUUCUAGUUUGCCAAGAUAUUAUGAUGUUAGCUAUAGUAGCAGGAGAGUUGUGAGCAUCGCUGAAACCGUCUCGUCAUCUCCGGCUGUUAGCUUCGCAGCAGCAACUGUAGUGACAGUUUGCUAACCCACAACCUAGCUAACGUUAGUUAUAUUACUUGUACUCUAUAUCAUGGUAUUUGUCAUGUUUUAUCUGCUCUUCAAACUAUAAGAGGGCGAUGACGUACAGAUGUUUGUAACGUUCCCACACAUCAAAUGUAUCUGCUGAUCUGAAUUGGCCUGUCCAUUGAUACAUCGGACAGGAUUUUCUACUAUUUUAACUUGACAUUGUAAUGCUCACAAUGACAAUCCAGGUUAUUGCAUCCAGCAGCGUGUCUGCGUUGUUGGCUGCACAGGCCGCCUCGAUGUCAGUCGUCUGUGGUGCAGUGGCGUCAUUAAAAGUCAAGUGACUGAAAUUGUAUCGACACCAAUUUUGUAAUCGAUUUAGUCAUUUAUCAAGCAAAAAUAUAUAUCAUUGUCUGGUUUUAGCUUCUCAAAUAUAAGGAUUUGCUGCUUUUCUUUGCUUGUAAUUUGAAUUUCUUUCGGUCGGACAAAAACCUAAUGCAGAAAAUGAUAAAUGAAUAUGAAGCCCUGCAGUAGUGUUUUUAGUGUUCACAACUGUAGUUCAUUACAUGGUGCAGAGGGAAAGUGUCCGAAAGUUCAAAGUACAAAUGUCUUCACUUAAAACACUAGAAAGGCCAAACUGCUGCCAGUUAACUGCUGUUAAUUUCAUUUAUUCCCUAUUUAGCUAAUGUUUGUUUACAUUCUUUUUGACACUAAAUCCACGAUGGAAAAGAAUCAAACAUUUAUUGUAAGGCCUCUGAUGCUCUGAAAGUCUUUUUUUUUUUUUGCAAUAAAACAUCUUUCUUACUGAGGGUAUAACAGCUUUUCUUCAGUUCACCACACAGUCCAAGCUUGAUAGCCUGCUGCCAGGUUGUGAUAGCUACAGUGACCACAGUUUGCUGUGUUUGUCAUGGACGAAUCAACAGGAAACUAAUGAUUAAACCCUGGUUCUUCCUGGAUCUGAAGGCAUUUUUUUUCAAACAGAUGUGUCCAUGAAAUCCUGCAGAAACUUUGUUUGCAAGGAUAUAGUGUACAUUUUGAAUCCUAAAGUUAUAUGGAAGAAGUUAGUGUAGAAAAAUAUGUUAAAUCUUCUGUUACCAAUACUUUUCUUUGCCACCGUCGUCCUUGUAACAACUGGAGAGAUCGGUUACUUUCCCUAAAAACAGAUCCAAUGAGGGAACGUUUUCAGUAUGCAUGUACUAAAUGUCAUAAUACUGUCAUACUGGUUAUAAUCCUAAAAAUGAUAUUUUGAUUUAAUAAAGAAAACUACAAAAAUGAA
Siniperca chuatsi (mandarin fish) is the source of this 3907-nucleotide messenger RNA. It is a transcript of the gene pgrmc1, whose product is annotated as progesterone receptor membrane component 1. Bases 645 to 1190 code for a protein of 181 amino acids. Gene Ontology annotation, cellular component: endomembrane system; membrane. The transcript has 3 exons. The record is from RefSeq and is a predicted model, not a curated record. Lineage: Eukaryota; Metazoa; Chordata; Actinopteri; Centrarchiformes; Sinipercidae.